GCGCACUUCCUUUGACCAUCCUCAUCCCAUGACGAAUACCGAAAUCUCGUCACAGGCAUUGCGUCAAGCCCUGGACGUUUUCACUCCAGGAACGCGUGCGUGGUUUACAGACGAGCAAGAGGCCUGGAUCUCAGCCUCUGUGAAGGCAAAGACUACUUCAGAUGGCCGCAUCAAGAUCACAUUCCAGGACGAUAAUGAUUCCUCAAAGGAGCAUGUCUUUGAAUCAACUAUAAGCGAGCUGGAGAAGAACAAUGGCGCGGAUCUCCCCCCUCUUAGAAACCCCCCAAAGAUGGAGAAUACAGAUGAUUUGACGAGUCUUAGUUAUUUGAACGAGCCAGCAGUGUUGAACACGAUCAAAACCAGAUAUCAACAGCGAACGAUAUACACAUACUCUGGAAUUGUUUUGAUUGCUGCUAAUCCAUUCGAUCGGGUUGCUUUGUACGAACCCGACAUCAUUCAACAGUAUUCAGGAAGACGAAGAGGAGAACUUGAACCCCAUUUGUUCGCUAUUGCAGAAGAUGCAUACAGAUGCAUGAUCCGAGAAAAGACGAAUCAGACAAUUGUUGUCUCCGGUGAAAGUGGUGCCGGUAAGACAGUAAGCGCAAAGUAUAUUAUGCGGUAUUUUGCUACCGCAGACGAUAAAGAGAGUAGCGACAAGAAGAAGAAGGUGGAUGUAGGAGGCAUGACGGAAGUUGAGGAACAGAUUCUCGCUACCAAUCCCAUCAUGGAAGCCUUUGGUAACGCUAAAACGACAAGAAACGAUAACUCUUCGCGUUUUGGAAAAUACAUUGAGAUUCAAUUCGACCAAGGGUCAAACAUUAUCGGUGCAAAGAUUAGAACAUACCUUUUGGAACGUUCGCGUUUGAUUUUCCAGCCUGAAUCCGAGCGCAACUACCAUAUUUUCUACCAGCUGUGUGCCGGUGCUCCUGCCUCUGAAAGGAAGGAAUUCGAACUCGGUGACUUCACCAAUUUCCAUUAUCUUAACCAAAGCGGCACUGGAACCAUCCCCGGUGUUGACGAUGUAGCCGAGUUUGAGAUUACACAAAGAUCACUUUCCACAGUUGGUAUCGCAGUUCAUAUGCAAUGGCAAAUCUUCCGUCUUCUCGCUGCUCUGCUUCACAUUGGUAAUAUCCAAAUCGCCGGUCGCACGGACGCUGCUGUUUCUGAUUCAGACCCUGCACUUGUCACCGCUACCAAAUUAUUGGGUAUUGAGUUGCCUGAAUUCCGCAAAUGGCUCAUCAAGAAGCAAAUCAUUACCCGAUCUGAAAAGAUUAUCACCAAUCUCAGCGUUACGCAGGCUCAAGUUGUCAAGGACUCUGUUGCAAAAUACGUCUACGCUAAUCUAUUCGAUUGGUUGGUCUCUGUUAUCAACCAAAGUUUGUCUGCACCUAACGUUGAAGAGAUCAGAACGUUUAUUGGUGUACUGGAUAUCUACGGUUUUGAGCACUUUAAGAAGAACUCUUUCGAACAGUUCUGUAUCAACUACGCCAACGAAAAGCUGCAACAAGAAUUCAACCAGCAUGUCUUCAAGCUGGAGCAAGAAGAAUAUAUUCGGGAAGAGAUUAACUGGAAGUUUAUUGAGUUCAGCGAUAACCAAAAGUGUAUCGAAAUGAUCGAAGGCAAGAUGGGAAUUCUGUCAUUGCUUGACGAAGAAUCACGUUUACCUUCUGGUAAUGAUCAAGGCUACUGCAACAAAUUGUAUACUACCUUUGAUAAACCCGGAUUCAAAGAUUAUUUCAAAAAGCCACGUUUCUCGAACUCUGCUUUCACUGUGGUCCAUUACGCACACGACGUACAGUAUGAAUCAGAAGGUUUCCUCGACAAGAACAAGGACACUGUACCCGACGAACACUUGGUGCUUUUGCAAUCUUCCAAGUUUGAGUUCUUGGUUGAUGUGCUUAAUGCCAGCCAUGCAGGUGACCAUGCUUCUAAUGGCGAAACCAACCAUAAACGUAUGAGUGUCAUCAAGAAACCCACCCUUGGAUCCAUUUUCAAGCAAUCCUUGAUUAGUCUAAUGGACACCAUCGGACAAACCAACGUCCAUUACAUCCGUUGUAUCAAGCCAAACGAAGCCAAGGUUGCUUGGGAAUUUGAACCAAACAUGGUGUUGGCUCAGCUUCGUGCUUGUGGUGUUCUCGAAACCAUUCGCAUCAGUUGUGCAGGCUAUCCAUCACGAUGGACCUUUGAAGAAUUUGCUGAACGCUACUAUGCUCUGGUCAACUCCAAGCAUUGGGACCCUAGUGUUCAACCUGAUGUUCGUCGUUUGACCGGUGUUAUUCUGGAUGCUUGGAUUCACGACAAGGACAAGUACCAAAUCGGUAAAACCAAAAUCUUUUUCCGAGCUGGUCAACUGGCCUACCUCGAAAAACUUCGAGCCGACCGUUGGAAUGACUGUGCCAUUCUGUUACAAAAGAACAUGCGCCGUUUCAUCAUUCGUAUUCGCUAUCUUCGUAUGCGUGACCUGGCUCUUCGUCUGCAAUCGGUUGCCCGUAAAAAGGUUGGGCAAGCUAAACUCCAGCUAUUGCGAGAGGAGAAAGCUGCCAUCUUGGUUCAAAAGAAUUGGCGACGAUACAUUACCCGUAAGCGAUACUUGGCACGACGUGCAUUUAUCAUCAAGCUACAAAACGCUGUCCUUGCCUAUGUCGGACGAAAGAGACAUGCUGUUGUUCGUGAACAUAAUGCAGCCAUCCAGAUUCAACGUAUGGUUCGUGGAUGGGCCGCUAGACGUAAGUUCCAGGCUCAACGCAACCAUGUGGUCCGCAUUCAGACCUGUUUCCGUCGUCGCCAAGCCCGCAAGCAACUUUUGGCUCUCAAGGCAGAAGCUCGUUCUGUCAGCCACUUCAAGGAAGUAUCAUACAAGCUCGAGAGCAAGGUUGUGGAACUCACUCAGACACUGACCAAGCAAAAGGAAGAGAAACUCGUUCUGCAAGAAAAGGCUGCGAAACUUGAACAGCAAGUACGUGCAUGGGUUGAACGUUACGACAAGCUUGACAAGCGUUCAAAGGAGCUAGAAACCACUCUACAAGAACCCAAGAUCAAUGAUGAAUGGGAUACAUUGCAGCAAGAACGUGAUGCCUUGCAAUCCAAUUAUCAAUCCUCUCUAGAUAAGAUUCGUCUACAGGACAAUGAGAUUGCUCGUCUCACCGAAGAGUUAACCAAGCAAAAGGAUGAAGUGGCUAACCUUCGCCAAGCUUCUCAUAAGAUGGCCAAAUACAUUGACGAGCCCGAUAUCAAUGAACUGAAAAAUCAGAUUACUGCCCUCAAGGCUCAGCUAUCGCAAACACUUCAUCAACCAAGACGACAGAACUCACUCAACAGCAAUGGCAACCUUCGCAACUUGUCUCCUGUCAGCGAACGUGCUCGUGGUAUGUCUCCUGGUGCAUAUGAUCGACAGGAGAAUGGAUUUGUUACCUCUGCUCAGCGUGGUCGUUCUCCUACCGGCAAUGCCACACCUUAUCGUCGUAACAGUAUUGCUGAUGUCAAGAAGAACAAGGUCAAGACAUCCUUGGAUCGUGUUAGCCAGGUCGAUAUUCGGGCCACUUCCAUCGAUCAACUUGCUGUACGAGAUGAGACAGACGACGACUUCCAUGGCAGUCCCGCAGAUAUUGUGUACUCCAUUCUUCAUGAUGAAGAUGGUUUACAAGAUGAAAUUCUUGAGGGUCUUAUUCGUCAUCUUAAGAUCCCACAAGCUAGUACUCAGACACCCCUUUCAAGAAAGGAGGUCCUCUUCCCUGCUCACGCCAUCAGCAUUACUGCUGCUCAAAUGUGGAAGCUCGGAUACAUGCAAGAAUCUGAGAGACUUUUGUACACAGUGAUGGAUACCAUCCAAAAGCAGUGCUUGUCUUACACUGGAGACGAUGCCAUUGUUCCUUGUGCAUUCUGGUUCAGUAAUGUGCACGAACUAUUGUCUUUGAUUUCUAAGGAAGAGCAAAAGUUCGAACAAGAGAUGAACUUGAACUCUAUGAAUGGUUUGAGAGCUGUCGGAUGGCACGAGUUUGAAAAGCUCAUUUCCACUAUCAAAUAUGAAAUUCAAUGCUUGGAAGAUAACAUUUUCCAUGCCUGGAUGACUGAGAUGAAGCGACGAUUGAACAAGAUGGCUGUUCCAGCUUUGAUUGAAAGCCAAUCCCUUCCAGGAUUCGUCACUAGUGAUACUGGCCGGUUCCUUAACAAGAUCAUCGGGUCCAGCCAACCUGCUUUCACCAUGGAUGAUCUGUUGAGUCUCCUCAACACCGCUUAUCACUCCAUGCGAUGCUACUACAUGGAGAGCUUCGUGUCUCAGCAAGUAUUGAUUGAACUUCUCAAGCUCAUUGGUACCAUCACUUUCAACGAUCUGGUGAUGAGACGUAACUUUUCAUCAUGGAAGCGAGCUAUGCAAAUCCAAUAUAAUAUCACUCGAUUGGAAGAGUGGUGCAAGAGCCAUGAAGUACCCGAGGGAGCAUUGCAGCUUGAGCAUUUGAUGCAAGCAACCAAGCUUUUGCAGCUCAAGAAGGCUACUUUGGAAGAUAUUCAUAUUAUUUAUGAUGUGUGCUGGAUGCUCACACCAACUCAGAUACAAAAGUUAAUUACAAACUACUAUGUUGCGGACUACGAGAGCCCCAUUAGCCACGAGAUAAUGCGCGUUGUGGCUGCUCAUGUAGUCAGUGGCGACAAGAACGAUAUUUUGCUGCUGGACAGUGUCUCGCUUGAUGAUACCCCGUUUGAACUGCCUCCAGUGCGUGAAGUAGCUUCAGAGAAUUAUUUGCCUUCAUUCGUGAGUAGCUUUGUAAAAGACUUAUAAGCGCUUGACCGAGUACUGAACCUAUUUUUACUUUGACCAGCUGAACUUGAAGCGGCUUCAAAAACUCGUAAGCUUGGCAUAAAUGCUAGCCUUGCCAUAUUACUUCCCUUUUACAGCCUUGCAACCUAUUCACUCGAUGAUCAUAGAGAGAUACACACAAAGAAAUAUUAAAAAUUUUCGAGCUAUUUUUUUAAUGCGUUAGGUCGUUGAGUGGGACAGUUCUACUCUGUGACACUGUGCCAAUGGCUGUCAUGCGCGUGAAAGAGAGCAAUAUAUGGCAUGUACCAUGCGACGAGAG
Umbelopsis ramanniana AG is the source of this 5075-nucleotide messenger RNA. RefSeq lists its product as uncharacterized. The transcript is spliced from 10 exons. Gene Ontology annotation, biological process: vesicle transport along actin filament; actin filament organization. Gene Ontology annotation, molecular function: actin filament binding; ATP binding; microfilament motor activity. The coding region runs from base 29 to 4777 and encodes 1582 amino acids. The record is from RefSeq and is a predicted model, not a curated record. Lineage: Eukaryota; Fungi; Mucoromycota; Umbelopsidomycetes; Umbelopsidales; Umbelopsidaceae. Gene Ontology annotation, cellular component: myosin complex; vesicle; actin cytoskeleton.